Molecule: messenger RNA, 1913 nt
Organism: Effrenium voratum
Lineage: Eukaryota; Dinophyceae; Suessiales; Symbiodiniaceae
Source: the annotation of a GenBank genome assembly
GCAGGCAAGCGCAAGGGUGACGCAACACGGGCGGGAUCCGGGAUCCGAGCACUGCGUGGCGUCGUGCCGAAAUGGAGGCGCCAAAGAAGGCGCUCCGGCGAUUCUCGGUGGCCACCUUCGGAGAGGCCAUGCUGCGCUUUCAGCCCGUGGAAGCAGCUGUGGAAGCGCACCUUCCACAGCCCUUCUUGCGCUCAGUAGGUGGGGAUGAGCUGAAUGUCGCCGUCGCCCUGUCCCUGCUGGAGGUCCCUGUCUCGUGGAUCAGCGUGCUGCCUUGUGGGCCCAUGGGCGAUGUGAUUCAAAGCAGCUGCGAGCAUCACUCGGUGAAGUUCCAGGGCCUCCGGGUCGAUGGGGACCUGGGCAUUUUCACCGUGCUGCCGGAGGCGAAGACUGUCCACUACCAGAGGCGGCACUCCGCCUUCGCGGAGCACGCCGCGGAGCUGCGCUGGUCGUCGCUGGUCACGGGCCACGACUGGCUCCACGUCUCGGGGAUCACGCCGCUGCUGGGCCACGGCCCGCGGGAGAGCUGGGCGGAGGCGCUGCAGGCGGCCACGAAAACCUCGGUGCAGGUGUCGCUGGAUCUGAAUCACCGCAAGCAGCUAGGCACCUUGUCUGAGCUGUGGGACGCUGUGGCGCCCUUUGCCGGCCAACUGGAGCUUCUGAUUCUGUCGGCCGAGCAGCUGCAGGGGCUGGCCUUGCUAUUGCUUCACAAAGAGGAGGAGGUGGAAUCUGACAGCACCGCUUUGAGUCUCAUGGGAGAGCUGCAGCGGAUGCUGAAGUGCAAGCGCAUCGCCAUGUGCCGCAAGAGGCGGGAGGAGGGCGUGCAAUGCCGGUGGAGUCUGCUCAGUGAACUCAGCGACACCUGCAGCACCUGCAGCACCUUCAGCACCUCCGCCUUGCCGGUGUACCACGUUCCUCAAGAUGAGUGCGGUGGUGGCAGCGCCUGGGCCGCUGGCAUGAUCCAGGCCUUGCGGGAGAACCUGCCGCCGAUGGCGGCGCUGCGGCGCGGGGACCUGCUGGCGGCGCUGUGCCAAGACUCUGCAGGGGACUUCUCGCGGGUGACGCGGCCCGAGCUGCUGGCGGCGGAGCGCCGCUGGUCCGACGGGCCGGCGAAGCUCACGGCGACCAGGCCCAGCUCCGCCAGGGCUUCGGAAGCCGAAGCCGUCGAGGACACGCUGCAGCGCCUGCGGCGGGCCAAGGUGCUGGCGAUUUUGCGCGCCAAGGGCAGCCCGGAGAAAGCCGUGGAGCGGGGGCUGGAGCUGGCGGCGCUGGGCUGUUGCGCCAUGGAGGUGACGCUGGACAGCUCGGAUUGGCGGCACGUGCUGUCGAGUCUCAGGCGAAGUUUGCCCGCAGACGUUGUGCUGGGGGUGGGCACCGUGAUGGACGACUCCGUGCCGCUGCUGGGUGAGGCCAAGGCCUUGGGGGCCGGCUUUGCGCUGUCGCCCAUCGACCCCGUGGACUUCGUGGAGACCUGCGCGAAUUUGGGCCUCCUGGCGGUGCCCUCGGCCUUCACCAGCAACGAGUGCUGGGCUUUGCACCGCCGAGGGGUGAGGCUCAUCAAGCUCUUCCACGCAGGGCUGGUCUCUCCCAAGAUCUUGCAGUCCAUGCUGGACGUCACCCCCUUGCAGAGUUUGAAGAUCAUGCCUUCCGGCGGUGUGUCACCCGCAAACUGCCAACAGUGGCUGGACGCGGGCGCUUGUGUCGUGGGCAUGGGCAGCAACUUGGUCGGAAAGGACAUCUCCUGCGAGGUGGGCAGCUCAGAGCACCAGGCCGCCUUGGAGGACUGGAAGGCCCAGGGCCGGCGAGCUGCGGAGGCGCUCUUCGCGGAGAGCGAAAAAAACGCGCGCGGAGAGUGGUGGAGACCAGGUGAGGCCCGGAGACUUGGGACUCGGGACUUUUUGCUCUCUAUGCCUUGA